AAGACCUCAUCGGCGAAAACGAGGCGCAAACAACAUAAGAAAGAUUUUUAUUUCUCGUAUUCCUAAUUCAUCUUCUAAUCUUCUACAACGCGCUGAGUCUUAUCUUUAACCGGCGAAGGCAAACGCCGAAUAGAAAACACAGGACACAGUUCAGAAAGCAUUUCCAAUGGCCUCCACAUUCUCAGUGCAAACAGUGCAGAGCCUUAGUAUUGUGUGUAAGGCUAGUCGUGGUCAAGAUGUUACAAGUCUGAGUAGGCCAUGUAUGAUAUCUACAGCUCCAACUUUGAGCUUGGCUGGAAGAGCAUUGACAUCAAGAUCUAACUAUGCAAUUAGUUUACCCAUCGUACAGCGUUCUAAAGCUCCUUCUUUUAAGCACCGGAGAAUGGCGUGUGUCAACUCAAUGACAAAUGAUGUUGAGCUUCAAGCAAAAGUGACAACCAAGUGCUUCUUUGAUGUUGAUAUUGGCGGUGAACCUGCUGGUAGAAUUGUGAUGGGCCUUUUUGGAGAUGUUGUCCCAAAAACUGUUGAGAACUUCCGCGCCUUGUGCACCGGCAAGUUUUUCUCUUUUUGGAAUCAAUACUGUGAAAGCAUCAUCAUUUUGGAUGUAAUCAUGUGGUGUCUUUUGAUAAACCAGCAUAAAAAUUCAAAUGCAGGAGAGAAAGGAUAUGGUUACAAAGGAUGCUCCUUCCACCGUAUCAUUAAAGAUUUCAUGAUCCAGGGAGGGGAUUUCACAGCAGGGAAUGGAACUGGAGGAGUUAGCAUUUAUGGGUCUAGCUUUGAAGAUGAGAGCUUUGCCCUAAAGCAUGUUGGACCUGGAAUAUUGAGCAUGGCUAAUGCAGGCCCUGAUACCAAUGGGAGCCAAUUUUUCAUUUGCACAGUACCAACUCCAUGGUUGGACAACCGACAUGUUGUGUUUGGAAAUGUCAUUGAUGGAAUGGAUGUCGUUCGAAAACUUGAAUCUCUAGAGACAAGCAGGAUGGAUUCUCCUCGGGCACCAUGCAGGAUUAUCAAUUGUGGUGAGCUACCAAUGGAUGGCUGAUCUAUUUCCUCUCAGAUAGUGGUCCACAACUUUUGCUACUGUUUCUGCAUUGUGCAUCCCAAUUUUUUUAAUUAAGAUCUAUGACCCUUUUGAUCGUGAAGGUUUUAUUUAGGACCGUGUACGCAGAACUUAAAGCAUUUUUGUCAAAAGAAAUUAGAGCUAUGCUUUGUAGGUUCAUGCUAGAAGUGAACAUAUUAUUUAUAUUUGAACAUAAAUGCUAAUGUUGGCUUACAAUCUCAGCACAACAAGGCUUUACUAGAUAAAUUGUAACUCGGGUUUCAUUAUCCUGGUGCCGCUAAGGUUGAAGUAAUGUCGAGGAUGGUAUUACAUAAUCA
Messenger RNA from Jatropha curcas, 1374 nucleotides. NCBI's taxonomy places the organism in Eukaryota, Viridiplantae, Streptophyta, Magnoliopsida, Malpighiales, Euphorbiaceae. The record is from RefSeq and is a predicted model, not a curated record.